AUGGCCUCUACCAUUCCGCUCAAGGUGGCUAUCUACGAUAACCCAGGUAUCAAACACUGGAGCCUAUUUAUCGACGCUGAGGAGAAGCCUAACAAAACCAUCAUUCAUCUACUUGGUGCCCGCCAACGGUAUUUUCGUGACGUGAGAACCCCAUCGGACGCACGUAAUUCGGCUUCACUUAUUGAACUCUGCGAAUUAUGUGAAGUUGGCCCCGCUAAGAUCGAAGCCAUCAAGAAUAUCGCGUGGGAUAUGCCAGUCCGCAACGAGAACCCUGAUUAUAGUUGCCAGGAUUUCGUCCUCGAGCUUCUGGAGGGACUGGAAGAUGAAGGGAUUAUCAACGCAGAAAACAACGAUUAUCAGAUGAAUAUGAAUGUCUUGAAGGCGAAACGCGAAGCAUGGCAGUAG
This is a messenger RNA of Microsporum canis CBS 113480, 405 nucleotides long. RefSeq lists its product as hypothetical. NCBI's taxonomy places the organism in Eukaryota, Fungi, Ascomycota, Eurotiomycetes, Onygenales, Arthrodermataceae. The coding region runs from base 1 to 405 and encodes 134 amino acids. The transcript has a single exon. The record is from RefSeq and is a predicted model, not a curated record.